GUCUUUUACCUUUCAAAUAUUCCAUCCAUCAUAUAUAAAGUAGCAUCCAACCUUCGAUUAUUUUACAAUCUAUAAAGAGCCAUCUUUCCUCUACUUCCUGAUGCAUCCAUGGAUACAGAACAGAGAAAAGCUCAAGUGACUGAGUUCUUCGUCCGAAUGGACUGCAAUGGCUGCGUGCAGAAGAUUAAAAGAGCUUUGCAUAACCUUGAUGGCAUAUAUGAAGUAUACAUCGAUGUAGCUCAUCAAAAGUUGACAGUGGUGGGUAGAGUAGAACCUGAAAAGAUUGUGAAGGCCAUUAAGAAGACAAGAAAGAUUGCCACUAUUUGCACGCCCGCAGAGGCUACCACCGAGCCGAGCAGCUCAGAGACUCCACCAGCUGAACAGGAAGCAAACAGCACUGAAUCAACUAAUCAAGCCCCAAUUGAGGCCGCACCACCAUUGGAUCCACCCAAAGAAACCACACCUGCAGAAAACAAGGGCCCAGAUGUCAAGCCAGUGCCUGAAUCCAAUGAGGCAUCCACUUCAAAGCCUAAAGCUGCGGGAGAAAUCCAUAUGGUUCAUCACUACCCUCACAACGAUAACUAUAUUAUUCACAGUUACAGCAAUUACAGACCUUCUUCCUCCAUUACAGAAUAUCUUUACAACAGGGAAGCUCCUCAAAGGUCAGAGGGACCUGAUUAUUACCACAAACAACUUAGUGGAGAUGGAGGCCACAUUACUUCUAUGUUCAGCGAAGAGAACCCAAAUGCUUGCACGAUAGUAUAAGGUGAAAGACAAGGACUUGGACACUUGUGAGCCAGAGCAACACUUCUUUACGUUUUGAUUCAGGAAGGUAUUGUCAUUAGGAAUAAAAUAAUGUAGAGGAUAAAAGAUAGAGAUAAUACAAGUUGUGUAAGUGGAUAAAAGAGAAUUAGAUGCUUAGAUUAUGAAAGUAGAAAACAUUCAACAUGUGCCAUCAACUCUUAAGGAUCUUUUGA
This is a messenger RNA of Dendrobium catenatum, 977 nucleotides long. Its product is annotated as copper transport protein CCH. The transcript is spliced from 4 exons. Gene Ontology annotation, molecular function: metal ion binding. Bases 109 to 765 code for a protein of 218 amino acids. The record is from RefSeq and is a predicted model, not a curated record. Lineage: Eukaryota; Viridiplantae; Streptophyta; Magnoliopsida; Asparagales; Orchidaceae.